CGUCCGAUCUUUCCGUGUUGUUUUCCAAGAAACGAUGACACAUACCAAAUUAGACAGCGAUCGAACCUUGCUCUACACCCCCCCUAAUUCGCCCUCGAUCUCCUAUGAAGUCACUACCAUCUAUUAUCGAGCCGGUUAUUCCCCCGAUGACUACCAUGGCCCACAGGAUUGGAGUGCCAGGUUGCACUUGGAGAAAAGCAAAGCGAUAAAGUGUCCUAGCUUACUCACGCAUCUUGCUGGGUGUAAGAAAGUACAGCAAGUGCUGGCAACGCCCAAUUCUCCUCAUCUGAAGCGCUUCCUGCCAGAUGACCAGGUGGCGUCAAAAGUGUUGGCUACAUUCGCUCCGAUCUAUCCACUGGACCAGAGCGAAGCGGGGAAGGAGGCGCGGAAGUUGGCGCAGAGCCCCGACUCUGCUUCUCGGUAUGUGCUCAAGCCACAGCGUGAGGGGGGUGGAAACAAUAUUUAUCGAAAAUCGAUACCCCCUUUCCUUCAGAAACUUCCAGAGACACACUGGCCAGCGUACAUUCUGAUGGAGAUGAUCGAGCCGCCUCCGCUCAAGAACGCCAUCCUUCGCAAUGGAGAAAUUCAACGAGGUGGAGUCAUUGUAGAACUUGGAGUCUACGGGGUGUGUUUGUGGAAGGACAACGGCGAGAUAUUGGAGAAUCUGGAAGCGGGGUACCUACUCCGGACCAAAGGUGAUCAAAGCGAGGAAGGCGGUGUAGCCGCUGGGUUCGGGGCCGUUGACAGUUGCUGCUUGAUAGACAGAUGAAAACACUUUCCCAUAUACACGUACACAUGGAACGGACGUCAGAUGUCAACAGCUCGAAACCACGGUCCAGGCAAUGACAGCCGGAAUAUCCUUUUCGCUACAUGAAUUUACUUGUUAUAUGAGUGUGAAGAUGGGAUUGAUGCAGCAAGAUGGAACUGUGUCAGAGGGGGAGAGGGCAUAUGAUGUCGAAUAAACAUGGCUGCUACCGCUGCUUGCUCAUGUUUCAUAACCAGGUUUUGCUUUUGGUCCCACCACGAUGCAAGGCGAGAAAAUCUCUGAGACGUCCGAGACACGUAAUUAAGAUGGCGAACCGAGCGAGGAUACCCGGGUGGAGGCCCUUUGGUGGGAGGACGUGCGAAUCGAUAGGAAAGCUUGGGCACAGAGCUGGAUCUUCAGCGCCAGGGCAGAUCGGAUCAGUGUACCAGCAGUGGAUGAC
This is a messenger RNA of Periconia digitata, 1205 nucleotides long. The record is from the annotation of a GenBank genome assembly. NCBI's taxonomy places the organism in Eukaryota, Fungi, Ascomycota, Dothideomycetes, Pleosporales, Periconiaceae.